GAAAUCGUCACCAACCCCGGUCUCAGCCCCCUUCACGGACCCCGGGGGACUCGAACCCUUUUCUUAGCCGCGUUCCACCGCAAACGAGGGCGCCAUGCCGUUCGGCUGUUUAACACUCGGAGAGAAGAAGGACUACAGCAGUCCCACCGAUAUCAGCGACAGAUACGACCUCGGACAGAUCGUUAAAUCGGAGGAGUUCUGCGAGAUCUUUCGGGCCAAGGACCGAACCACGUCCAAAAUGUUCACCUGCAAAAAGUUCAUGAAGAAAGACGGGAGGAAAGUGAGAAAGGCCGCCAAAAACGAGAUUUUUAUCCUGAAAAUGGUGAAGCAUCCCAACAUUCUCCAGCUGGUGGACGUUUAUGAGACGAGGAAGGAAUAUUUCCUCUUCCUGGAGCUCGCUACAGGCCGCGAGGUGUUCGACUGGAUUUUGGAUCAGGGCUACUACUCAGAGAAAGACACCAGUAACGUGGUCCGGCAGGUCCUGGAAGCGGUGGCCUACCUGCACUCCCUCAACAUUGUGCACCGCAACCUCAAGCUGGAGAAUCUGGUUUAUUACAACCGACUGAAACAUUCCAAAAUAGUCAUCAGCGACUUUCACCUGGCCAAGCUCGAGAACGGACUCAUUAAGGAGCCUUGUGGGACUCCGGAAUAUCUGGCUCCGGAGGUGGUUGGACGGCAGAGAUACGGGCGGCCGGUGGAUUGCUGGGCUCUGGGCGUGAUCAUGUACAUCCUACUCUCUGGGAAUCCUCCGUUCUACGAAGAAGCCGACGACGACGAUUACGAAAACCAUGACAAGAACCUGUUCCGUAAAAUCCUGGCAGGAGAUUAUGAGUUCGAUUCCCCGUACUGGGACGAGAUCUCAGACUCAGCGAAGAGUCUGGUGUCGCAUCUGAUGGAGGUGGAUCAGGAUCAGAGACUCACGGCGCAGGAAGCCAUUAACCACGACUGGAUCUCUGGAAACGCUGCUUCAGAUAAGAACAUUAAAGAGAACGUGUGCGCGCAGAUGGAGAAGAACUUCGCUAAAGCUAAAUGGAAGAAAGCCGUUCGAGUGACGACCAUCAUGAAGCGCCUGAGAUUACCAGAGCACCAGCAGUCCGCCGGCCCCGGCCCCGCCCCGAACCCUGCAGGAGAGGCGCAGGAGAACCCCCCGGCUCCACCUGAGGCGUCGUCACCCGCAGACCCCGCAGCCCCGGCGCCCCCUGCUGGUCCGGCGCCCGCUACCGCAGAGGCUACGGGAGGAGCGCAGGGCGUGGCCGCUCCCUCACCGCAGUGUAACGGUGAAUCCCCCGCGGCGGCGGCCGGCUCACCGAGCUCAGACGAACAGAACGGUUAAACGUUUCUUCUCUCCUCCUUCCUUCUCCUCUUUAUUUUCCCGCGUUUAAACCCCUGAGCUCUGUACAUUAGCUGCUAGCAUGUUCUCCCUGAACCUGCUCUCCUCUCACGCUAACGUUAGCAGCUCCAGCGCACCGUCCCGCCGAGUCUCGUCACCGUCCUGAGCCGACCAACCUCAAGAACUCACACCGCACUGCACAGCAGAUGAUCACGGAUUCAUGGUUCGAGUUCAGAAGCCGUACGGCAGCACCGCGGUUUUCAUCAUCUUUUUUUUUUAUUUUAGCUUUAGUGUGUUUUUAUUCUAAUUUAUU
Trichomycterus rosablanca is the source of this 1643-nucleotide messenger RNA. RefSeq names its product CaM kinase-like vesicle-associated b (gene camkvb). Gene Ontology annotation, biological process: peptidyl-serine phosphorylation. The transcript is spliced from 11 exons. The record is from RefSeq and is a predicted model, not a curated record. Lineage: Eukaryota; Metazoa; Chordata; Actinopteri; Siluriformes; Trichomycteridae. Gene Ontology annotation, molecular function: calmodulin binding; calcium/calmodulin-dependent protein kinase activity; ATP binding. Gene Ontology annotation, cellular component: intracellular anatomical structure. The coding region runs from base 95 to 1333 and encodes 412 amino acids.